GAUAUUUUUCUUUAUUUAUGUUUCACAUCGCAAUCAUCGGUGAUUAAAAAAAAGAAGAAGAAAUAGACAAAUUUAUGAGAAAAUUAUUCUAGAAUCCAUCGAAGAAAAAAAAUGAUCAAAUCAAUUUUAGGUCGAAUUCUGUUUACAUCUAUCAAUAAUUCAACAACUAUUACAAAGACAUCAAGAACAUUAUCACAUUUUGCUUUCAAACCUGAUACAGCAGCCGUUUCAGAUGGCGAUACAACACGUAUGAAUCUAUUUCAGGCAAUCAAUAAUGCUCUUGAAAUUGCAUUAGUUUCCGAUCCAAAAGCCGUUAUAUUCGGUGAAGAUGUAUCGUUUGGUGGUGUUUUUCGUUGUACAGUGAAUCUACAAGAUAAAUUCGGUAAAGAUCGAAUAUUCAAUACACCAUUAUGUGAACAAGGUAUCGUUGGUUUUGGUAUUGGUUUGGCUGCAGCUGGUGCUACGGCUAUCGCAGAAAUUCAAUUUGCUGAUUAUAUAUUUCCGGCCUUCGAUCAAAUCGUAAAUGAAGCAGCAAAAUUUCGUUAUCGAUCGGGUAAUCAAUUUGAUUGUGGUGGUCUGACAAUUCGUGCACCUUGUGGAGCUGUUGGACACGGAGCAUUGUAUCAUUCUCAAUCUGUUGAAUCUUAUUUUGCACAUUGCCCCGGUAUAAAAAUUGUCAUUCCUCGUGGACCGAUACAAGCAAAAGGUUUAUUACUCAGUUGUAUUCGUGAUCAAAAUCCGUGUAUAUUUUUUGAACCGAAAAUUCUUUAUCGAUUAGCCGUCGAACAAGUUCCUGUCAAAGAUUAUAUGUUGCCAUUAUCUAAAGCUGAAGUUCUUGUUGAAGGUGAUGAUGUUACAUUGAUUGGUUGGGGAACACAAGUUCAUGUGUUGCAUGAAGUUUGUGAAAUGGCACGUGAUCAACUAAAUACUUCAUGUGAAUUGAUUGAUUUAGCCACAAUAAUGCCAUGGGAUCGUGAAACGGUAAUCAAUUCGGUAAAGAAAACGGGUCGUGCUAUUGUAGCACAUGAAGCACCAUUGACGGCCGGAUUUGGUGCCGAAAUUGCUGCCACAUUACAAAAAGAAUGUUUUCUUCAUCUUGAAGCACCAAUUUUACGUGUUGCUGGCUAUGAUACACCGUUUCCACAUGUAUUUGAACCAUUUUAUUUACCCGAUAAAUGGAAAUGUUUUGAAGCCAUUAAGAAAAGUAUCAACUAUUGAGAAACAUUUGAUGAAUCUGAAACAUCAU
This is a messenger RNA of Dermatophagoides pteronyssinus (European house dust mite), 1246 nucleotides long. It is a transcript of the gene BckdhB, whose product is annotated as Branched chain keto acid dehydrogenase E1 subunit beta. NCBI's taxonomy places the organism in Eukaryota, Metazoa, Arthropoda, Arachnida, Sarcoptiformes, Pyroglyphidae. Gene Ontology annotation, biological process: response to nutrient; branched-chain amino acid catabolic process. Gene Ontology annotation, cellular component: oxoglutarate dehydrogenase complex. The record is from RefSeq and is a predicted model, not a curated record.